Molecule: messenger RNA, 3768 nt
Organism: Sphaerulina musiva SO2202
Lineage: Eukaryota; Fungi; Ascomycota; Dothideomycetes; Mycosphaerellales; Mycosphaerellaceae
Product: TPR-like protein
Exons: 3
Coding region: 103-3651 (1182 amino acids)
Molecular function (GO): protein binding
Source: RefSeq, a predicted model, not a curated record
ACGCUUCCUCGAACGACACUGCGUCCCCCGCACCAUGUUGGACUGACGAUGCCGCUCCAUUAGCACUGCCCAUCGUCCCUGCAACGCCUCUGGUCCGCCAUCAUGAGCAGCUUAGUGAAGAAGGCGCCGAAUGCUGAAAAGGGAGCGCGAUAUGUGGGCUUGUUGGACGCAGCGUUGUCGAAUGGUAGCUGGGCAGAUGUGCCGGAGCUGGCGCGCAAGGUAGAGAAACAUGCGCCGCAGAGGAAGUGUCUCACGCUCGCUGCACGAACCGAAGCACAGGCUGCCGCUGCCUCGCACCGUCCGACGUCUGCCUCCUCCACCACUGCAACGAGCAUUCACACCUUGGGCGAAGUGGUGCCACGACUCCUCGAAGCGAUAUCGACAGCGGAAACGAACCACCCAGACGAUGCUUUCAUUGCCCGAACAUGUCUUGCACAGAUCCACUGGAUACAAGAGGCACCUACAGACGCUCUGAAUGCCCUUCCUUCUGCCACGGCGACGACGUCGAAAUCUGAGAUCGGUGGCAGUGCCACGUUGGGCUGGUUAGAAGUCUGUGAGGUUAAGGCAGCAUACAUCAGGGCGUCAUGCCUCGAAGCAAGUGGACGACCCAGUGAUGCGAAGGAGAGUUACCAGGCUGCGGUCUCGCGGACUCCAGGCUAUAGGACUCCAGAACUGCGCCAAUGGACCGAGAGACUGCUUGGGCGAGCAUGCAUGUAUACAGUGAAGAGGUCGCCCACGCCCUCAAUACAGGACCUGAGCGAGACCUACUACUCCUUCAAAGCUUGGGGCGACUUCUGGCAAAGGGCUCCGGCUUCAACGGGCAGCACUACUUCCGCAAGUCGCUUGGACAUGCCCCGACGAGCAGUUUGGAAGGCCUAUCAUGAUUUGCUUUCUACAGUGCUGCAGCACGAUCUGCUGUACAGUCCGUAUGCCAGUCCCGGCGCUGAUGCAUUUGUUUUCUCGAACACAAUAAUACCUGAUGAACAGCGAGCAACGAUGAAACAGCGGCAGAGGGCAGAGAUGCAACAUGUGGAAACAGUAUACGAGACGCUUCUGCUAGAAGAGACCAAGUUUCCAAAGGCAGACCAAUCGAAUGGCGAAGUGGAAGAGUGGACAGCUCAGGUGUUGGCCAACUGGCGUCAGUUCACGGGUCCAGACUGGAGCGAUUUUGAUGUUGGAGAGGGUGGUAGGAGCGCGGUUUCGCGAGUCACACUGGAUAUUCUGUACCGCGCUUCGGCCAAGACUUUUCAUUCUACUGCGAUACUACGACAGCUAUUUACAGUUCAUGCAGCACUGGGCGAAUUUGAUCUGGCGAUGCACGCCUUUCACAGUUACAUGGAGAUUGUCGACAAGGCAAAGGCACGUGCGUCGAAGACUGGAAAACACGAACUUGGCUCUGACAACGACGAUAUUGCUAUGCUCACUGCCGCUGAUGCUAUUCGGUUGCUGUGCAGAUAUGGUGACCGAGACCAGGCUGAAAAGGCCAACGAGAUAGCCAAUGCAAUGUCGAGAUGGCUAGCGCAGCAGCGACCACCUACUGGAGAGGCUCCUCAUACGAAUGGGGACACCAGCGAACGUGUCCACCCUGCUUCACAGCCCGGAGAUACUCCGCUGCGGCCGGAAACACUCGCAGCUGCAUAUCGAUCCAUUGGAAUUUGCAAAGCACACUGGGCGCAUCUGACUUAUGACUCUGCCGAGAGGUCUUCCAUGUUCAGUGAAGCGACAGACAACCUUCGAAUCGCUCAGAGGCUAGAACCUCGUAGCAUUGGUACCGCACAUGCACUUGCACUAGUCCUCGCCUCUGCUCGAGAUGUCCCUGGUGCGAUAGAAGUAAUUCGUGGUGCACUGACCGGAUCGGUCAUGCUCAAUGGAGACGCAGCUUCACAGCAAAACCACGAGCGCGAAAGACGGCUCUUAUCCUUGUGGCAUCUACUUGCAUUAUGUCUCUCCGCGCAAGACAAACACGAUACGGCCGCACAGAUCUGCGAGGCAGCAUACAAACAAUUCGGUAACUCUCAACUACUGUUUGGUCAGACUGCUAAGCACGACUCUCUCAAUCCCGAGAUGAUAGCAGUGUCGACUGCCUCGCCUCCAGGCUUCGUUGCUCAAACAGAGGGUUUCGAGAGGGAGAGCAUACUGCAAAUCAGGAUGAGUCAGGUUCUGUUGGUCGAGCUGAUGGAGGGACCGGAUGCUGCUAUCGAUAUGACCGAUAGUCUGUUGGGGCUUUAUUCGAGACUUUUCGGCAAUCCGGAGCAUGUCACCAUCAGCGUCUCGAGACCACCUCAGACCGCAGCCACCGCUGCGACGUCUCGCUUUGGCGGUACACUGCGCAGCAUCACGGGUAGCAUACGGCCGAGGUCAGCCGUAUCCCGACGUAGCAGUAAUGCUGACAAGAACACUCUUCGCAAACGAUCGGUGAACUCAGCAGAUGGCACUCUUCGGCCGGCGACGAACGGUCAAGGAACAACCGCACCGAUCGCCAUCACCAUCACUAAUGAGGAUGGCAACCCGGCGGAGAAGAAACACCACUCUCACCAUCUACAUCUGCCAUUCCACAAGCAUCAGAGCACCAGCCCUUCGGCAAAAACGUCAGCAGUCAGCGUUGACGGUGCAGACGAGAAUUUACAGCCAAUUGAGACAACCGCAACCCCUGGCAGUACAGCAUCAAGUUCGAACGGCACACCAGGGCAGCCUUUACCUGAAAUCGCGCACAAUGCGUCGCACGACACAUUCCUCCCACCGCCAGCUGGCCACCCGGACCAGCCACCUGUUCAAGACGUCCGGCUACCGGCGCCACAUCCAGUGGCUGGUAUGACAGUGCCUGAGUCACAUCUAUCACCGAUGCACGAACGGCGGCAUAAGGUUGGCGUGUUGAUCAAGACGUGGCUUUUCGUCGCGGGCCUGUAUGUGCGAGCAGACUCGUGUGAUGAUGCUCAGAGUGCUGUGGAUCAUGCUUCGAAACUGGUGGAGUCCUUAGAAGUGGAGUUUGCAGCUUCCCCAGAUGGCGUGAAUGCCCGAAGGCUGUGCGAGAAGGGCUGGGGUGGUAGCAAAAGCAUAGACGAAUUGUGGGCGGAUGUCUGGUCAACAAAAGCGCUCCUCGCGGCCACUCGCCAACGGCCAUUUGAGGCUAUUGCAGCAUACGAACAAGCCCUCUCGUACCAUCCAGACCAUAGCGCAGGUAUCAUCGGCCUGUCAGAUCUCUUGCUGGACAUAUAUGAACAAAAGAUUCCAGCUGAAGAACCUUUGCCUUCAACACAACCUCCUCUGCCCUCGACAUCAGGCUCUCUGAUCAGCGAAGCCAAGCCUUCACUCACAAGGCCAAACACGGCUUCGAGCACGGAGCCGUCUCAUGGGCCCUCAUUGGUCAACGACAAUCACAUCGAACACACUGGAGCACGCAAGAAAGACCCUUCUCCAGCCGAACUCAACCGCCUUGCUGCUCGCGAUCGGGCUUACAUGUUAUUGUCAACCUUGACGAAGUUGGGAACUGGGUGGGAUGAUUCGGAAGCAUGGUCCAUGCUUGCCAGAGCGCAUGAGUUGAGCAGGGAAAUUGACAAAGCCAAGCAGGCUUUGUGGUGGGUUGUCGAGUUGGAGGAUAGUAGACCACUGAGGGGUUGGGGAGAGAUUAGUCCUGGUGGAUAUACCCUUUGAGCGAGCAAGCGCCAUGCAUCCCCUACCUAAUAUUUGUCUCUAUUGCGAUGUUUUUUCGUGCUCAAUUCCUGAGAGAAGUUGUACGUAAUAAUCUUUUUUCAGAGCAUUGAUACCCAC